Molecule: messenger RNA, 2075 nt
Organism: Rubroshorea leprosula
Lineage: Eukaryota; Viridiplantae; Streptophyta; Magnoliopsida; Malvales; Dipterocarpaceae
Source: the annotation of a GenBank genome assembly
GAAAAGAAAAAGGGCGGGGGAGCUGGGGGUUUUAUCUAUAUAUGCAAUAAACUUAGUACAUGAAAAUAGUGCAUCGAUAUUUAUCAUUUGAGAAUGGCUGUAGUUUCCUGGUAUUUUAUUGUCAUCCUUCUCAGUUGGACCAUGCUUUGCUUAGCUGAAGGCAAGUUGCAUUACCAUGACUUUCAUCUGAGGGAGAAAAAUUUCACAAGACUUUGUGUAACCAGCAGCAUGUUGGUUGUAAAUGAUCAGUUGCCUGGCCCGACCAUUUAUGUUCAGAAAGGUGAUACUAUGCUUGUCAACGUCCAUAACCAUGCUAGCUAUGGUGUUACAAUUCACUGGCACGGUGUAAAGCAACCAAGAAAUCCAUGGAUGGAUGGUCCAGUGUACGUGACGCAAUGCCCAAUUAAACCGGGGAUGAACUUCACAUAUGAAGUCAAAUUUUCGGAUGAGGAAGGGACACUUUGGUGGCAUGCUCAUAGUGAUUGGACCAGAGUCGGAGUUCACGGUGCCAUCGUCAUAUACCCUGAGGGGGGAUCUACUUAUCCUUAUCCUCGUUCUCAUGAUGCUGAGGAAAUACUUGUUUUCGGAGCCUGGUAUACUUAUGACGUAAACUUAGAGGUGAUAGAGUCCGCAGGUUCAGAUCAACCUGGCUCUGAUUCUUACACUAUCAACAGUCAGCCUGGAGACUUCUGUCCUUGCUCUAGAGAGGGGACAUACCGUUGGGAAGUUGAGUAUGGCAAGACUUAUCUUCUUCGGCUGGUCAAUGCUGCGAUGAAUGCAGAACUGUUUUUUUCGAUAGCCGGACACAACAUGACUGUUGUUGGAAUGGAUGCAUCAAAUCUAAAACCUUUCGAGACGACCUAUGUUGUGAUAGAAGCUGGACAAACUAUGAAUCUUUUGGUUACGACCAACCAAGAACCUGGUCAAUAUUACAUGGCUGUAAGACAAUGCUUUAGUGGUGAAGCAACCUUCAGUGAAUUUGACAAAACAAAUGUCACUGCAAUUCUACAAUAUAACGGUAGCGUGACUCCUCCUUCGUCAGUGCCUUAUUUCCCGACCUUCCUUCCAGGUUUCUAUGACAAAUAUGCUGCAAUGAGCUUCAGGAGCAAAUUAAAGAGCCUGUACCCCCAGGAUGCGUAUGUCCCGAAGAAUGUAACAACCCGUAUGUACAUCACUGCUAAUCUACAAGCCUACAAGGUUAAUGAUACUAGCAAUAUUUCAAUCACAACCUUGAACAACGUAUCUUGGGUCAAUCCUGGUGUUGACGUCCUUCAAGCUUAUUACUAUAACUUGAGUGGGUUCUACACUGAUGAUUUUCCGAACAAUCCACCAACUUUCUAUGAUUUUGUGGCAUUUGAUUUGGGAGCCAAUACCACAUUUGCAUCGUUGGGGACGAAGGUGAAGGUGCUAGAAUAUGGUGAGGAAGUGGAGAUGGUGUUUCAAUCUGCUAACGUUUUGAAUGCAUCAGUGGAUCAUCCAAUGCAUCUACAUGGUCAUAGCUUCUAUGUCGUUGGAUCGGGUGAUGGAGACUUUGAUUUUGUGGAAGAUCCAAAAACCUACAAUUUGUUUGAUCCCCCUAAACUGAACACAGCCACAUCACAAAAGUCAGGAUGGCUUGCAAUUAGAUUCAAAGCAACUAACCCCGGAGUAUGGCUACUGCACUGUCAUGUGGAGCGGCAUUAUAGUUGGGGAAUGAACACUGUAUUCAUUGUGAAGAAUGGGGGCACUCCUGAGACAACAGUCCGGGGACCCCCUCCUAACAUGCCUGUUUGUGAUGACCCAUUUUCUAUUAAUCUCAAGGGGCUUAAUGAUUCACCGUUCUACUCUGAAUACAGGGCUCUCUAACUCUUGGAGCAUUCCUCAGCCUUUUUGAAGAAAGAGCGCGUAUCUCUUUUUAAGUUGCAUAAUCCUUCAUGGCGGGUUUGAAAUGCCCUCCUAACCAUAGAAAUAACCUUUUUUUGAUGUAGAAUUAUAAAAAUAAAUUAUUUCCCUUAUUUAUUGGUUAAAAUAUUUGUCAUUGAAGUGCGAAAUGUGAAAGAUGAUUUAGAUAAGUCCAAUAAAGUCUUGGUUUUAUU